GACAAGAAAACAUUGGUGUCAAGUGCGCAAUAAUUAGACAUUUUUUAAAAGAAAUCGAAUGUAAACUGUAACUUGUUAACGAAAUUGCUGCUUUAAAUUAUUCGAAAACUCACUAGCCGCGCGCUGAAUGAAAUUAAGAAUAGAACAUAGACACAGUUGUCGAAAUUGUUAAGAAAAACGCCGCAUAAAUUGAAGUUUGUAUAAAAUAGUUGAACUUAACAUGUUCAAGUUAGCACAGAAGUUGCUGCCACAGCAGCAUCAGCGGCUUCUACAAUGUUCCGCCGUAAUGCGUCGGUUUAUUUCCACGAGCGAUGAAGUCAAAUCUGUAGACACAAUAAAUGGAUUGCCGACGGAAUUGGUCAAUGAGCAGAAAUUAAAGAAGACAACCAGAACUUUAUCUACACUACAAAAUCAUUCGGUGCCCAUAGCAGCGCGCGUCACAGUCUCAAAAGAUGAGAGUCGCGACUUUAUGGCCGUGUUUCCUGACGUAGUGCGUGACCUCACAAGCGCGACAAAGGCGUACAAUUGCAGCGAUGCUGCCAAAUGGUUUGCCCAGGUCUUGCAAUACAAUGUGCCGCGUGGCAAGAAGAACCGUGGCAUAUUGACGGUGCUCACCUAUAAAAACCUGGUGCCCGCCGAGGAAUUGACACCGGAGAACAUUAAGCUGGCCCAGUAUUUGGGCUGGUGCGUGGAAAUGCUCCAAAGUUUCUUUAUUAUAUCGGACGAUGUUAUGGACAAUAGCACAACCAGACGCGGCCAAAAGUGCUGGCACAAGGUGGAGAAUGUCGGCCUCACAGCCAUCAACGAUGCCCUCAUGAUAGAGAACGCAAUGUAUGCCAUACUCAAGCAACACUUCAGCCACUUGGACUGCUAUGUGGCUUUGAUGGAGCUGUUCCAUGAGAUCGCGUACAUAACAACCUGUGGACAAUCGCUGGACUUGCUCAAUUCACACAAACGCGUGUCGGAGUUUACCAUGGAAAACUACAAAGCAAUUGUCGAUAAUAAAACUGCCUACUACUCCUUCUACCUGCCCUUUGCACUGGCAAUGCAUUUAGCCGGCUACAAAGAUGCCGAGGCAUUUAGACAGUCGAAGACCAUUUUGCUUGAAAUGGGUCACUUUUUCCAGGUGCAAGACGACUUCCUCGACUGUUUUGGCAAUCCAGAGGUCACCGGCAAAAUAGGCACCGAUAUACAGGACAACAAGUGCUCCUGGCUCGCUGUGGUGGCCAUGCAGCGCGCCAAUGCCGAGCAAAAGCAAAUUAUGAUAGACUGCUAUGGACAAAAUGAUCCACUUAAGGUUGAGCGAGUUAAGGAGUUGUAUAAGGAGCUCAGCUUGCCCUCUACAUAUGCCAUUUUUGAGGAGGAAUCCUACAAUAUGAUCAAAACGCACAUACAGCAAACAUCUCGGGGCGUGCCGCAUCAGACCUUCUUGCAGAUACUUAACAAAAUCUAUCAACGGGACUCGUAAACUUAACAAAAUAACAUAUAUUACAUACAUAAUGGGGUGUAUGUAUGCCUGAAAGUGACUAAAAUAAUAUUGUAGUAUAGUAUUUGACUGGCUUGUGUGCAUCUAUGUGUAAUUUGGUAUAUUCAAUAAGUACAACAGAGAUUUUUUACUGUGCAACUCACGGUUGUUCUUCACUUUUAAUCAAUCAUCUGUAAAAUCAAAGGGCGCGAAUAGCUUACGAAAUUCGUCUACAUUAGCUUUCUCCUCCUCAUUGUCCAGCAGACAAUCCUUCCAGUUAACUUUCUCGUCACAAUUUAACAAAUUCUCGGAACAGAAAACGUCCCUAUAAACAAUUAAUAUUUUUUUAAUUUUUUUACUAAAGUAUAAAACACAUGCUACGAACCUCGCAAAGUGCAGCGGAAAAUGUUUCAUUUGUCGCGUUAUCAAUGUGCUGUCAUCGGGCAGUUCUGCUAGAAAAUAUGGACCCAUUUCUGGCAACAUUUUUGCUGAAGUCAAGGCCGGCAACGUCUCAAAUUCGAAAUUAAACUCCUCAGCUUUGUCCUAAAAGCAAUUAGAUACAAAUAACGUUAUUUUAAUUGAAGUAUAAAUAAUAAUAUAAAGUAUGCAGCAUA
Molecule: messenger RNA, 2079 nt
Organism: Drosophila montana
Lineage: Eukaryota; Metazoa; Arthropoda; Insecta; Diptera; Drosophilidae
Gene: Fpps
Product: Farnesyl pyrophosphate synthase
Exons: 6
Coding region: 221-1468 (415 amino acids)
Biological process (GO): trans, trans-farnesyl diphosphate biosynthetic process
Cellular component (GO): cytoplasm
Molecular function (GO): dimethylallyltranstransferase activity; (2E,6E)-farnesyl diphosphate synthase activity
Source: RefSeq, a predicted model, not a curated record